Parnassius apollo (apollo) is the source of this 405-nucleotide messenger RNA. The record is from the annotation of a GenBank genome assembly. Lineage: Eukaryota; Metazoa; Arthropoda; Insecta; Lepidoptera; Papilionidae.
AUGAGCUCCGAUCUCAAUGAAAGCGACUUGGAUUUCAAAUUUUUAAAACCAUUAUUUAAAAUAAAUCGGUCAGGAAGAAACAAUCAAGACUCAACCAGUUCAAAUUUCAGUGUGGUAGUCACUGAUGAUUCAGGUGAAAUCGAAACUGUGCGAAGAGAUAAAUGUGAUUCAAAAUCACUAGGCUCCACUCCAGAAGAAAUAAUGUCUAGUAAAGAUAGCCCUACUCCAGUUAUUGAAAUGGUCAAAGAAAUGUUACUUAUGGAAAAUAUAACCCAUUCCGAUGAAUCAAUAGCAGCACCGGUACCAGAUACCGGAACAGCGUUAGAAUCUAACGAGAUACAAGAAAUGACAAUAAAUACUUCAUUACAACACUCAGAAAAUUCCGAAAAAUCAAAUAGCCCCUGA